AUGGAGUGGACAAUGGAACAUAACAUAAUUUAUUGUCGAGAUAUUCUGUUGGUAAAUCCAUUCCAAAGCAAGAAGGGAUCAGUCGAACGAGGUAGCCUAUGGACACAGAUUGCUGACAACAUGAAUUCUUUGGUGAGCCCUAAGUUUAUUGUGACAAAAAGAUCAGUUCAAGAGCACUUGGCAGUCUUGCAGAAAAAGUACCAAAAGAAAAUGAGACAGGAAGAGGAGGCAAGUGGUAUCUCUUUAGAGAAAACAGAGCUUGAUAUCCUACUUGAGGAGAUUUAUGUAGCCGAGCAGAUUGGUGAAGCAGAACAAGAAGAAGCAAGCCGAAUGAAUCAAGAAAAAACUGACCAGGAACAAGCAAGAGCAGAUGAUGUGAGAUGGACUGCAAUGGAAACAUUCGCAGAAACUCAAAAACGAAAUGGCGAAGAAAAGGAGAAAAAAACGAAAAGGAAACGAAGAAGUGGAGAGAUGGUGGAUUAUUUGAAGGAAAAAUUCGAGAGUGAGCAAAAGGUGUGA
Molecule: messenger RNA, 519 nt
Organism: Paramuricea clavata
Lineage: Eukaryota; Metazoa; Cnidaria; Anthozoa; Malacalcyonacea; Plexauridae
Source: the annotation of a GenBank genome assembly